Messenger RNA from Mesocestoides corti, 1179 nucleotides. The record is from the annotation of a GenBank genome assembly. Lineage: Eukaryota; Metazoa; Platyhelminthes; Cestoda; Cyclophyllidea; Mesocestoididae.
AUGGACCAAAGUCAAAAGUCAUAUUUUUUAGUCGGGGCAGGCAACAUUUUGGAACUGCCCGCGUUCUGGCCGGAUGCAGUGGCAGCUUGGUUUCAGGUUGUGGAGGGAAAGUUCCAGGCCAACAACAUCACAGAUCAACUCAUGAUGUACGAGAUCGUCGCCUCGGCAUUGCCUUUGGACGUGGCCAAGGAUGUGUCCGAGGUGGCCGCGAAUCCUGAACCCGGCAGCUCAUAUACCCAACUUAAAAGCGCCGUCUUGAGAAGCAUCCAGACGCGGAUUUCAGAGCGCAUCCUCGAGGCGUGGACAUCGGGCGAAAUAUCCAACCAAAAACCAUUAGAGAUGUUGAGGAAGAUGCGCUCUAUUGCCGGCGGUAACCUCUUGGUGGAGCCCUUCUGGAAGAGGCUUUUUCUUCUUUACCUGCCACCUAGCACGCGGGACGUCUUACUUCCUAGGAUUCACCGUUGUACCCUCGACCAGUUAGCAGUCUGCGCAGACAUUAUGCAAAGUUUGGACACUUUUUUACCAGGGACCCAGCCUCACUUGGCCCCCGGUCUGGCACCGAUCAACGGAUUCGACGCGUCCGACACAUCGGAAUGGAGCUUGUUUGAUAUGCUGGAGGUCAGGUCGGCCUUGGAUUCCGCUCUUUCGAGUUGUAGGUCGAGAGCGCAACUUUUGCUUCCACACCUAGCCCCGAGGCGUCCGGAUCCUACUCAACAACAGUUCACCACCCCGCAGGCUUCGGGAGCUCUGGAAGUCCUCAAGUGCCUGCAUUCGUAUUGCGAGCAGAUGGAAUCGGCAUCGCCUUCGGUUGCGUCCACGCGGCGCCGUAGUUCUUCUGAACAACGUGUCUCCACCCAACAGAUGUCGGAGGCCGAAUCGGUACUGGCCCCUCCUGUCUUUAACUGCAGGUCGAAAGACCGACCAUUGCUUCCACCACCUCCACGCACGAUGUGUCGUAGUUCUUCUGAACAACGGCCCUCCGCCAAAAACAGGCCUUACCGAAAGUUAUUACGGAAUACUCAUCUUUCCAAUAGAAGUACCAAGAGACAAUGGCUGCUCGCAGAACCAGCUCAUCCUCUGCCGCCCCGCACCAAACGUUUGGCGUGCUGGUACCACAGAAAUUACGGGGACCUGGCGCGUCGGUGCAUACAACCCUGUGAUUAUAUAAGCCCAAAUUAG